AUGAAACACAUCACAGAAGAGAUUGUUGUGGGCAUGCAAACGUAUACUGCAAUUAUCAGCUACGAUCAUUCAAAACACAGAAAUGCGCCAAUUACAAUCUACAUAAACCAAAAAGAUAACAAGGUCCUCGAUGAUUAUGUAUACACUAUUGCAGAUUCGUCUACAUAUUUGCACAGAGCACGCACGGAUGACCAAUUGAAAUCAUUGAACCAGUACCUCGUGAAGAAAUUCAAAGUACCCGUGUAUUUAUCCGUUAGCGGCGAUGCCGAAUAUUCCAACGUUGAGAUGUUUCGCUCUAUUGUUGACUUGAUUGAACCUACAUACACUUAG
Messenger RNA from Lodderomyces elongisporus, 330 nucleotides. RefSeq lists its product as uncharacterized. Lineage: Eukaryota; Fungi; Ascomycota; Pichiomycetes; Serinales; Debaryomycetaceae. The coding region runs from base 1 to 330 and encodes 109 amino acids. The transcript has a single exon. The record is from RefSeq and is a predicted model, not a curated record.